Macrosteles quadrilineatus (aster leafhopper) is the source of this 312-nucleotide messenger RNA. RefSeq lists its product as uncharacterized. The transcript has a single exon. Lineage: Eukaryota; Metazoa; Arthropoda; Insecta; Hemiptera; Cicadellidae. The record is from RefSeq and is a predicted model, not a curated record. Bases 1 to 312 code for a protein of 103 amino acids.
AUGCUGCUGAGAAACUUACAUCCACCUAAACUGUGUAAUGGAACGCGUCUCCGUAUCCGCAGUCUUCAUCGAAACAUCAUUGAAGCAGAGAUUCUCACGGGUUGUGGGGCUGGGGAAUUGGUAUUCAUCCCAAGAAUUCCACUAAUUCCUAGCAACUACCCGUUUGAGUUCAAGCGGAUACAGUUCCCUGUCACAGUUUGUUUCGCCAUGUCCAUUAAUAAGUCGCAAGGCCAGACGUUGUCCACAGCCGGGGUGGAACUGAGCGGAUCAGCAUGCUUCUCUCACGGACAAUUGUACGUUAGGGUGGAAUGA